AAAACUCCAACAGUCCUCUCGCGACAUCAGUUCAAUGGCGGCUCUCGCAAGGAUCGGUGGCCGGUACCUGAAAUCCGCUGGCUUAAUUAACUCCUCCGCCUCGUGUUUCUUCACUCAACGCCGUGGAGUCGCUUCGAAGCUCUUUGUCGGAGGUUUAUCGUUUUACACUACUGAACAAGGAUUAUCUGAGGAAUUUUCAAAAUAUGGCCAAGUUGUUGAAGCUCAAAUAGUUAUGGAUAGAGUCUCUGAUAGAUCAAAAGGUUUCGGUUUUGUGACAUUUGCUUCGAACGAUGAAGCUCAGAAAGCUCUGAUGGAGUUGAACGGACAGCAAUUACACGGCCGUGUGAUAUUUGUGGACUACGCAAAGCCUAAACAAAGUCUUGGUGGUGGUGGUGGCUUUCCAAUAGCUAGAGGACCGCCUGACGAGCCCACUGGCGGACCUACGUUCACAUGAGCGGGUCAGAUGACCCUCAUAAAAUAUAAAAAAUCAAAAAUGUUACCAUGUAUUCGUUUGUUGAUUUUGGUAGAGUUGGUUGACAAUUACGUAACUGACCCCGACAAUCUGAGUUUAAAUCUAUCUUGAAUCAAUGGUAUAUUUCUUUUUCCU
Camelina sativa (false flax) is the source of this 607-nucleotide messenger RNA. RefSeq names its product small RNA-binding protein 11, chloroplastic. Gene Ontology annotation, molecular function: RNA binding. NCBI's taxonomy places the organism in Eukaryota, Viridiplantae, Streptophyta, Magnoliopsida, Brassicales, Brassicaceae. The record is from RefSeq and is a predicted model, not a curated record.